AUGUCAAUAUCCCAAACUGCUCCAGCCAACAACGCCCCCACAUCACAACAACAGGACCACGCGUCCGCAGAAGAAACCUCCACACGCCUCGCCGAAGCAAUAGACGACUUUCUAGGUGACCUAGACAAGAAGUUCAAGAACAUCUCGGACGAGAUCCUGACCAAACUAGACGAUAUGGCGGAGCGAUGCGACAGAUUAGAGCAGGAGAUCAUGUUUCGGGCCGAUGAGAGAAGUGCGAGUGCGGCGACGGGGAGUGUUGGUGGAGGGAGUGGCAAGGGGUUGGGCAUUGAUGGCGGUGGGGAGAGGGAUGGGUGA
Molecule: messenger RNA, 315 nt
Organism: Cyphellophora attinorum
Lineage: Eukaryota; Fungi; Ascomycota; Eurotiomycetes; Chaetothyriales; Cyphellophoraceae
Exons: 1
Coding region: 1-315 (104 amino acids)
Molecular function (GO): transcription corepressor activity
Source: RefSeq, a predicted model, not a curated record